Messenger RNA from Synchiropus splendidus (mandarinfish), 6658 nucleotides. It is a transcript of the gene zbtb16a, whose product is annotated as zinc finger and BTB domain containing 16a. The record is from RefSeq and is a predicted model, not a curated record. The coding region runs from base 273 to 2267 and encodes 664 amino acids. Gene Ontology annotation, biological process: regulation of cytokine production; regulation of immune system process; negative regulation of transcription by RNA polymerase II. NCBI's taxonomy places the organism in Eukaryota, Metazoa, Chordata, Actinopteri, Syngnathiformes, Callionymidae. The transcript has 7 exons. Gene Ontology annotation, molecular function: protein binding.
CUCACUUUCUCAGUGUUUGUAUGAGCCGCCUGCCUGCUGCUCGUCUGGCUGACGGUCUGACGUCAGCGUCGUGGUGAUUUGCUGAGGCGAGAGAAGAAAGGAGUUAGUGCGUGUUGAGAGAGCGGGUACUGCGAACUGCCUUACUAUGCUGUAGCCCCCGAUCCCCCCAAACACUAGACGGAAUCAAAGCGUGCAACUUAGGUUUCAUCUUGUACAAAGAUAUCCAACACCACUGGGAAGCCUCAUGAGUCGGCGUCGUGAAGUUCAACACAAUGGAUUUAACUAAAAUGGGCAUGAUCCAACUCCAGAACCCCAACCAUCCCACUUCCCUGCUACACAAGGCCAAUCAAAUGCGCCUGGCCGGGACUCUGUGUGAUGUGGUCAUCAUGGUGGACAGCCAGGAGUUCCACGCUCACCGGACUGUGCUAGCGUGCACCAGCAAGAUGUUUGAGAUUCUUUUCCAUCGCAGCAGCCAGCACUACACGUUGGACUUUCUGUCACCAAAGACGUUUCAGCAGAUUUUGGAGUACGCCUAUACUGCCACGCUCCAGGCCAAGGUGGAGGAUCUGGAUGACCUGCUGUAUGCAGCAGAGAUCCUGGAGAUCGAGUAUCUGGAGGAGCAAUGCCUCAAGAUCCUGGAGACCAUUCAGUCUUCGGAUGAGAACGACGUGGAGGCCAAUGCGAAUGACGGUAGCACGGAGGAAGACGAGGAUCGCAAAGGCCAGAAUGGAGCUAAGAACUCCAAAAAGCAUUCCAUGGAUAGUCUCUAUCUAUCAGGUUCCCAGCAAGGCUCCAACCUGGCUGGCGGGGUGGACCAGAGUCCUUCCGUGUCCACCUCUUUCGGAGUCUCCGCUCUCAGUCCCACCAAAGCUGCUGUGGACAGUCUGAUGAGCAUCGGUCAGAGUCUGCUCCAGCAGGGGUUUGCGAGUGAGCAACUGGUCCACGGCAACUCCCACCACUUGAUGACAGAGAUCAAGACUGAGAUGAUGCAAGUGGACGUGGGAGGAAACGGUCACGACAGCCCUCAGAACAUGGAGUCCGGCGGCUUCAGCAACGGAGAGCGGAGCGGCGAGGACAAGAACCGAGACGGUCCGGGGACGCCGACCAGGAGCAGCGUCAUCACCAGCGCCCGCGAGCUGCAUUACGUUCGAGACGAUGGCAUGGGAGAAGCUCAAGGGGAAGUCAGCCAGAUGGGCUUGGAGGCCAUGACCGGAAUGACGGAGAAGCAUCUGGCCUCGCUUUACUCUCUUCCCGUCAAUCACAAAUCAGACACCAUCAUGUCCAUGCCGGUGUCCAUGGGCUCUGCUCUCCCCAUGUCCCCCGCUCUGGCUAUGUCAAUGGACUUCAGUGCCUACGGGGGACUCCUGCCACAGAGCUUCAUUCAGCGAGAGUUCUUCAACAAGCUUGGCGAGCUGGCGGCGGGCAUGAAACCAGACGUCAGGAACCAGCAUGAGCGCUGCAACGUGUGCGGUGCAGAACUCCCCGACAAUGAAGCUGUGGAGCAGCACAGGAAGAUUCACAGUGGAAUGAAGACCUACAGCUGUGAGUUGUGUGGGAAGAGCUUCCUGGACAGUCUCCGUCUACGCAUGCAUUUGCUGUCGCAUUCAGCUGGAGAGAAGGCCAUCGUAUGUGACCAGUGUGGCGCCCAGUUCCAGACAGAGGAAUCCCUGGAGGCUCACCGGCAGAUCCACACCGGCUCCGACAUGGCCAUCUUCUGCCUGCUCUGCGGGAAGCGCUUCCAGACCCAAACGGCUCUGCAGCAGCACAUGGAGGUCCACGCCGGCGUGCGCAGCUACAUAUGCAGCGAGUGCAACAGGACCUUCCCGAGCCAUACUGCACUCAAGCGCCACCUCCGCUCACACACAGCAGGGGACCAUCCGUAUGAGUGCGAGUUCUGCGGGAGCUGCUUCCGGGAUGAGAGCACGCUGAAGGGCCACAAGCGCAUCCACACUGGGGAGAAGCCCUAUGAAUGUAAUGGCUGCGGGAAGAAGUUCAGCCUCAAGCACCAGCUGGAGACCCACUACCGCGUGCACACAGGUGAGAAGCCAUUCGAGUGCAAGCUGUGCCACCAGCGAUCCAGGGACUACUCUGCUAUGAUCAAGCACCUGCGCACCCACAACGGAGCCUCACCCUACCAAUGCACCAUCUGCCUGGAGUACUGCCCCAGUCUGUCAGCCAUGCAGAAGCACAUGAAGGGCCACAAGCCUGAAGACGUCCCGCCAGACUGGCGCAUAGAGAAGACCUACCUGUACCUCUGCUACGUCUGAGCGCAAACAGAGCCGAGGGGGAAAGGGGCGGGUAGAGGGGGUGAGGAGAAUGUAAUGGAGUGAAUAAGGGGGAUUGAGGAAGUGGAGGAGAGCAGUCGAUAAAGGAAUGUCAAUAACAAGAGACUCAAACGCAAGAAGGUUUGUGUUUAUUUCAUGCAAAGGCGGCGACAACCGACGGAGUUUGGAAAAAAAAAAUUACAAAAAUGGACACGGAGGAGAUUCUCUGUCUUUGUUCGGAUUCACCGGGUCAAUCACUACAUCCGCAUCAAAUUCAGGUCAUUUCAUGCGAAACUAUGAGGCAAGUUUGCAGGGAAGUGACUGUUGGAUGCUGCUGAUGGUGGUGGAGGGCGGGUUCUUAAGGGCUGUCGGAAUAUGAGGACCUCUCGGCAGCGAUACAGGAAGUUGCUGAAACUUCACCAACUGAUAUUUUAGGCAGCAGCGUUGGAUGCUGGCCAUCUUUUUAAAAUGGUUGGGAGCCAGUUUUUUUUUUUUGUUAUUGAUUGGUCAUACUUUAUUUUGGGACAAAAGAAUUGCGUAGUGUUUCUGAGGAACCAUUUGAACUUUUAGUUUAGUAUAACUAGCUGCACCCUUCAUAAAACUACAAUUUCUGAAGCAUCAAUAUGUUUUUUUUCGGUAUUUCCACGCCGCCCACUCGGUCACAGCGACGACAGCCCUUAAGAAUCCGGAUCCUGAGCUUUUGAAUGCUCUUAUGCAGUAGAUAAAACUGGACAGAGUUGGGCACGAAAACUCUGCCGGGGUCGGAUGGGGGGGUAUUACUGCUGCUUUUCAACGUCUCCCCAGUUUUCUCAGUAGUCUUCCUGGUUCUGUGUUGGCGGAUCAUUCGAGGCACCAUUGGCGUCAACUGUGCGUUUUGUUCUCUCAGAUUAUAUUUUUCUUUUCAGCUCAGCGUUAUUGUUUAUCAUGGCUUCAUUGCACGGAUAAAACAAAUCACGACAACAGUCUCUGUUAGACACGGUAUAUAAUCACAAGUCAUAACUCACUCUGAAACAUAUGCUUCUCUGCUCCGCAUACCCGGACCGUCCUUAUCUUUUAUUUGUAACCACAGUUUUAUAAUCGCACACUAACACUGCAACUGACACGACUCUUUGGAUCGCAUCAUUCAAUUCAUCCAAACAUGGGGAGGUUUGUCUGAUAUCGGCUGGAUAUCGGUAGCUUCGGGUGCGAAUGUGAGGAAAGCCUUGGCUGUGCUGGAAAUAUUCACGAGAAGACGGUGAGGCAGGUUCAACUGUCAUAUGUGAAACAAAUGAAUGUGAAAGGAGGAUAAAACCGCUAUUCGUCUCAAGUCGCAACCUGCUUGAAAGUAAUGAUUGAGAACUAGCGAAGCUGCCCGUCACUGUGUCACACAUAUCUAAGCUUUUUUUUUCCCGCAGUUUCGGGGGCAAAACAAGAAUGAACAAAUCAACUUUUUUUGUCUCUUGGCUUCAUCUCUCCUGUUGCUGUUGCUUAUUAUUAUUGACCUUGAGUGUGAGCUCAACACAUCGUACUUGAAUUACCUCGUUUUUUUUUCGUGACCUCAUGUUUGCUUGUGUAAUUUUUAAUUAUCCCUUUUGUCUCAUGUUCUUGAGUGUGUCGGAAAAGAUGCAUUGCACAGUGAGAUGAAGCAAUGUGUACGCAGAGAAAAAAAAAAAGUGCCACAGUCGAAGAGAUUUAUGUUUUCUCUAAAUGUCGUGAAUUUCUUUUUCGUGCAUUAUUUGUUACCAAACUUGGUAUUAAUAACUGCGCUUGCUAAGGAGCCGUACAGUUUGGUCAUAUUGUUGUAAAAGCUACCUCUAAGUUGUUGUUUUAUUUUAGGUGUUUUAUGUUGUUGCUGCGUCAUCAUCUCGUGCAUAUUUUUGUUUUGCAGAAAAGUUGAUUUAUGAUUGUGUCGUGGAGCAAAAAGCAGCGGACGAUAAAUUGAUCCUUCUCUUAAAGUCUCCCCGUGAAACUCCGAUCCACAAACAAGACCAAUUUUAAACGCAGUUUUGAAGCCUUAAGCGGAGAGCGUCGUGGAAGGAAGGAAGGAAGCACUGUUGCGUUUUGUAAGAGGGUUUAAACAGGAGAAUUUAAACUUGAAAAUAUGUGAAUAGAGUUGUAGUUUUGUAAUUUGAAUAAUUAAAAAAAAAAAGAUGGUUCGUUAAAAAAACGCAGAACCCCAAGACCUUUUUUUUUGUUUUUGUUUUUUUUGCAGAGUGCGAUGGACAAUUGGAACUGCAAGUGUUAAUCACAAAUUAAAAAGAAAAAAAAAAUGAAGAUUCUCUUCAAGAAAUCCUGAACAAAAGCCAACCAUGGCAGUUUGAUAUAUAAAAAUUGUGAUAUUUUUGUAUUCAGUGUCAGUCCUUUUUCCAUUUGUGGAGGGUUAAAGCAGGGCACAACUGUUUGUAUUUCUUUUUUUUUAUUAUUAUUAUUAUUACCUGUAAUUUUUCUUUGGGUGUGAAUCGUUUUUUCGCCUUGCUCCUCUUUGAUAUUGUUGGACAAAAUAAUGUGUGUGUUGUAAUACUAAGUGUUGCUUUCUGGAUGUCAAAUGCAUUAUAGGUGAAGGACUAAAUCUAUCCCGCCACAUCUUUUUUCAACUCUCCGUUUGUGAGCGUGUGUGUGUGACAAUUUAAAAAAAAAAAAAAAAAAAAAAGAUGAUAAAACAUGGGACGGCAGAAGGAAGCUGUCGAACUUGCUAGUACUUGUCAUUCACUUUUUUCAAUCAAACUUGACUGUCGACAUUAUUUUUUUUUUUUUGGUUUUCGUACUUGAAAAAAGAAGGGAUGGCAUGUCCCGUGGUGUCUUGCCAUUUUAUUCUCAAAACACUGUGAGCUGAGGGGGCUUUUUUUCCCCACCCUCGUGUUAUAUCCACCCACUAUAAUAAACCCAACGCAGCUCCGUCUGUACCACCACAAUGCAAGACCUGAUCAGUCACCUUUGAUUCCUAUCAUCGUCCUCUGAAUGUUUUCUACUAUUGCGGGUGUACGAGUGCGUCAAAGCGUGUGUAACUAUGCGUGUGUGUUUGGGUAUUAUUGGGGAAAAUGCACUAAUCAGAUCAGAAAAUAAAAUUAUAUUCUAUGCCACUGUUUUUUCUCUAUGUUGGAAAAAAAAGAUAUAUAUAUACAUUGGCAUUGAUAUAGUUCUUCCCUCAGUGUUCUCCGAUGUUUCUGUACUAUCUUUGUGCCUAAAAAUGGAAGUUGUUCAAAAAUAUCCAUCUAUAUCUGCUUAGUUUUCUGUAUUUUCAGAAGAUGAUUAAAAUAUGGUGUCUUUAGCACACUAGGGAUGUCAUGACGCUCAGUUCCUUUUGUUUUUUUAAAUGAAUAUAGCAGUACUUCCUUUUCUGCAAUAAACCCUUGAAGCUAUUCAGAUAGCAGCCAAGAUUCUGUGUUCUGCGGGAUCCUGACAUUGGCGGUAAUUUGGUAACAUUUCUGGAAUCCAGACGAGCUGCAGUAGAAGUAAAAAAAAAAAUUUGAAGAUUUUUUUUGGGGGGGGGUCGGGGGUUGUUUUUGUCAGCAACAGGUUUGCUGCUGAGAACUUUCUACUUCAGAAAUCCUUUUGAAUUGAAAACCUUCAUAUCGUAGGUUUAGCACUGGGGGAGCGCCCUUCUGCUUUUUUGUCAUUUUAUAAAGUACUUUUCUUUUUCUUAAAUGAAUAGCAUUUGGAAGGGGAUGCUAAAUUGAUGAGAGAGGAAUCAUGGCAUCCCUGGAGCUGGCACUCUGUGUUUCGGUGUGGUGUUUCUAGAACAAAGUAGCCAUUUCAUGCAGUGUUUUCCAACGCAUGUGCCAUCGAGGUCGAGACUAAAAAACUGUUUUCAGUAAUAAAGCACCAAGACGUUGUAUUUUUUAUAUUAGCACUGAGGACCAAUCGCUCUGUCGGACCAAGCAUAACAAAGCAUUUUUAUGUAACAAAGCUUUUUCUCUUGUCUUUUCCCUGGCGUGUCUGUGCUACUCUCCCCUCCAUUGUCGUGACAGCACAAGUGCCAGUCCAGUCGCUCUGUAUUGAGAAAAUAGUGUUGUAUUUUUUUUAUAUUAUAAUUUGAAUUGUUAUAGUUUUUGUCUACCUCAGCACCUAAUCUUAGCCUAAUCUUAGAAGGUGCCCAAUUAUUAUUUUUUAUUUUUGUUCUCUUAUUGUUAUAUGACUUUUAAAAAAGAUAAAUUUGCAUUAGAGCUUUGCAAAGGUCCUUUGUCUUUUCCAGCGACAUUGUGCGAUUAUUUUUCCUGUGGCGUUUCCUGUUGAGCUGUGCCACCAAUCUAUAGCCACCGUCUGUUGAUAAUAGAGGUUGUUCCUUUUUAUUUUUGUUUUUUUUUUGUUUUGUUUUUUUUUGUUUGUUCCCAUGUAGAAUCAGACGCAUCUCUUUGUAACAUUUCAGUGUUCUCUGAUGGAGUGUGAAAAAAAUAAAAAUAAAAGAAUUAAUGCUG